Molecule: messenger RNA, 222 nt
Organism: Penicillium vulpinum
Lineage: Eukaryota; Fungi; Ascomycota; Eurotiomycetes; Eurotiales; Aspergillaceae
Product: DASH complex subunit DAD4
Exons: 5
Coding region: 1-222 (73 amino acids)
Biological process (GO): attachment of spindle microtubules to kinetochore
Cellular component (GO): mitotic spindle; DASH complex
Source: RefSeq, a predicted model, not a curated record
AUGGAAAGCCCCCACGAGCAUCAGCAGACGGUACUGCUCUCUCGCAUCAUCACCAACGUUGAGAAGCUCAAUGAAGCCAUUAUGGUCAUGAACAAAGGUCUCCAGGAAGUCAACAUCCAGAACAUGAAUGUUGAGCUUGUAGCGCAGAUGUUCAAGAACUACCAGUCUAAUGUUCUCUUCCACCUCGAAGCCACGGAGAACCUCCAAGAACCAUCAGCCUAA